This is a messenger RNA of Fonticula alba, 1316 nucleotides long. RefSeq lists its product as hypothetical. The coding region runs from base 168 to 1244 and encodes 358 amino acids. Gene Ontology annotation, cellular component: nucleus. Gene Ontology annotation, biological process: chromatin organization. NCBI's taxonomy places the organism in Eukaryota, Rotosphaerida, Fonticulaceae. The record is from RefSeq and is a predicted model, not a curated record. The transcript has 2 exons.
GGAGCGCCCGCGCGCCGGAUCCCGCUUGCUCACACACCCUUCCCCGUUGCCUGCUGUUUUCGCGCCCCAAUUUCCCCCCCACCUCCCUCCUCUCCCUCUCUUUCUCCCUCUUCCUCCCUCCUCCUUCCGUUUCGCCUUGCGUGCUGCUCCUCACCCCUUCCGAGAAGAUGGACCGCAUUCGCCGCCUUGAGCGCCAGCGCCAGAUCGAGCAGGAGGACCGCGAGCGCCUCCGCUCCAAGCAGUCCCAGGAAUCCUCCAAGCUUGUCAAGAAUGACUUCACCUCAUCUAGCCCGGCCAGCUCCUCGUCCUCGGUCACCCCCCUCAAGGCCGUGGGGCUGGUGUCGCUGUCGGAGUACGAGCAGCGCGAGGCAGCCCUCGGGGACCGGCUGGCCGCCGAGGCGACCGCCAACGCCACCGGCACCCGCACCGGCACCCUGACCGGGCGGCUGGCCAAGCGGGCAGCCGAGCCCGGAGCCUCGGCCGGCGGCUCGCGGGGCGUGGCCAAGCGCCCGGCCAAGAAGGCCAAGCUCUCCUUCGACGAUGAUGAUGACGACGGCGGAGGGGAGGCGGUGCCGGUGCGGCGCGGCUCGCCGGCCGCCAGCGGCUCGGCCGGCGCCGCGACAACCCCCGACGAUGAUGCUGGCCAGACCGGCGCGGCCGCGCCGGCCGGUGGCCUUCGCCUCGGCAAGAACCCCAAUGUGGACACAUCCUUCCUGCCGGAUGCCGAGCGCGAGGCGGCCGAGCAGCGCGAGCGCGAGGAGCUGGCCGCCAAGUGGCGCCAGCAGCAGGAGGCCAUGAAGGCCGAGCCCAUUCAAAUUACAUACUCCUUCUGGGACGGGUCCGGGCACCGGGCAUCGGUGGAAGUGCGCAAGGGCGACUCGAUUGCCACCUUCCUGGACCGGGCGCGGCGGGAGUUCGACCAGCUGCGCGGGGUGCCGGUGGACAACCUCCUCUACAUCAAGGAGGAUCUCAUCAUCCCGCACCAUUACACCUUCUAUGACUUCAUCGUCAACCGGGCGCGUGGUAAGUCCGGGCCGCUCUUCCACUUUGAUGUGCGGGAGGAUGUGCGCCUGGCGGCCGACGCGCGCGUCGAGCGCGACGAGUCCCACGCCGGCAAGGUGUGCGAGCGCCGGUGGUACGAGCGCAACAAGCACAUCUUCCCGGCCAGCCGGUGGGAGGUGUACGACCCGGAGAAGGACUACGGCGCGUACACCAUCGGCGACCGGACCCGUGCCAACCAGUGAUGGCCGCCGGCGGGAGGGGGCCCUCUGCGUCUGCCUGCCCCGCCCCGAGCGGGGGAGGGGGGGGGGGGGAGG